Messenger RNA from Vicia faba (fava bean), 1197 nucleotides. The record is from the annotation of a GenBank genome assembly. Lineage: Eukaryota; Viridiplantae; Streptophyta; Magnoliopsida; Fabales; Fabaceae.
AUGAAGAGUCCAUCGUUGUACAUGGGGACUGAUGACUUGGUUGUCUCGCCAAGUUCUGAUGUGUAUGUUCUUUCAUUUUUGAGUAAUUUGGAGAUUCUUUCUUCUGAUUUGGAGGAGAGAAUGGUCACCAUUGAAAAAUUUGAGGGUCUUAACAUUUUGAAAGCUUCUGUGAUGUCAUCUUCUGCUCGGACUAAUGAUCUUAUCCAUUUCUUAAAGUCAAGGAUGAGAAUUCUUAGUGAAGGAAAGUUUAUGGUUUCUGGUAAUUUUCUAGGCAAUGAAAAUACUAAAUAUUGUCUCACUUUAAAUAUUUCAGUUGGAGUUAUUUUAGCCAUUCAACCUUUUAACUAUCCUGUCAACCUUGCUGUCUCGAAAAUUGCUCCCGCAUUGAUUGCUAGAAGUUCUAUUGUGCUUAAGCCUCUAACUCAGGGAGCUAUUGCUGCUUUGCACAUGGUUCAUUGCUUUCACUUGGCUGGUUUUCCCAAAGGCCUAAUCAGAUAUGUUAUUGGAAAAGGCUCGGAAAUUGGAGACUUUCUUACAAUGCAUCAAGGAGUUAACUGUAUAAGCUUCACUGGUGGAGAUACUGGCAUUGCAAUUUCAAAGAAGCCAGGUAUGAUUCCUCUACUAAUGGAAUUGGGAGGAAAAGAUUCUUCCAUUGUGCUUGAAGAUGUUGAUCUUUAUUUGGUUAUUGCAAACAUCAUAAAAGGAGGUUUUUCAUUCAGUGGUCAGAGGUGUACUACUGUGAAGGUUGUUCUGGUAAUGGAAUCAGUUGUUGGCGCAUUGGUUGAGAAAGUAAAGGUUAAGGUAGCAAAACUAAGCGUUGAACCACCCGAGAAUGAAUCUGAGAUCACAACAGUUGUAUCAGAAUCAUCGGCCAAUUUCAUUGAAGGCUUGGUGAAUGAUGCUAAAGAGAAAGGUGCGACAUUCUGUCAAGAAUACAAGAGAGAAGGGAAUAUCAUUUGGCUUUUGUUACUUGAUAAUGUUAGACGAGACAUGAGAACUGCAUGGGAAGAUUCUAUUGGAUCACUAGGUGGAUUGCCCUUAUUUUUGUCAAUGAUAAUGUUUCCAUUAGAUCCUUUCAUGCUACAAAGAAAAGCAUUAUUGUUGUCUCUAUUGUACAUAGCUUUAUGGGAAUGGCUAUUCAUUCAAGGCAUGGUUCAUAUAUUUUCCUCCCUAUUUAUAGAGUUGGAAGUUUUAUAA